GACGACGAGCGGUAGACGUCGCGUCAAACACGUUCGCGUUGCGUUUGCAGUGGGCGCUGCGACGACAAAGUGCUCUCCAGGGCCUGAAGGCACGUUUCUUAAGCCCCAGACACCGGCGGAGGCCACAACUUGCGACCGCCACCACUGCCGCCGCCUCCCGUCUGCGCCAUGCAGCCAUCGGCGAAAGCCGUGGGAGGGUCUGGGGACCCUUCCAGGGCGGUGACGGAGCCACGGCCGCAAGCGCCGCGCGUGCGGCUGUGGCUCCGAGACGAACCGUUUCGCGUUGGCGUGCUCCCCAUGGUGCCUCCCGCCAAGCUGGGCAUCUACUACCUGCACAAGGUGGCGGCGUACGUGAGAAUUCGCCCGCUCGGAUUCCCCAGGCUGACGUGGCCAAUGUGGCGGCACGUGGCGUGCGGGAAGCUGCAACUUCCCGAGGAGGUGGCGUGGUUGUACAUGGAGAGCUGCGACACGCUGGCGCCCGAGUGGACGGCACAGCGGCGCCUCGAGUGGGCCGAGGAGGCGUCCGAGUGCCGCUCGCGUGCCGACGUCGAGCAGCUGCGCGCGCAGCUGAGUGUGGACACGCUGUGGUUCCUACUCUUCCUCUACAUCCAGGAGUUGAGUCGCACGUCGCUGCGCCGCCACUCGCUGGUCGCGGACGACUGGCCGAGUCCCCGGAGCCAGCCGGAAGACCAGGAGCGACGCUCUCUCACCCAGGGCAAGUAUCUGGAUGGCCAGCAGCACCUGUCCUUCGUGAAGAGUGGCCUCUCCGACCUGCUCAAGUUGCUGCUGGAGCCCGCGGGGAUGCACGCCAUGCGCUGGAGCUCGCUGUCCGAGUCGCUGCUGCCGUUGUCGGCGCUGCGCACCCUCGACAUGCUGAUGGAGGGAUCGGCCGAUCGGGGCCAGCGCAUCCGCCCGCUCAGCGAGCUGGCCACCGCUGCGCAGGCUGACAGCGGCUUCCUACCAGGCUUGAAGGCCUUCUCGCUGAGGCCACUGCAGCUGUGGCUGCGCGACCACCUGGACCUCAGCCCCUACGGCAUGUCGGCGUGUAUGCAGCGUGGCCGUAACCUCUCCUGGGAGCAGAAUGGCGCGGGCACCGUGCAGCGCGUGUGCAUGCUGCGCAGCGGGCAGGGGGCGCCGGCGGGCGCACGCGUGGUGAUGCUGAGGAAGGCGAGCCGGCAGACACUGGCGCGCAGCUCGCCACGGCUGGCCGGCGCGCACGUGUGCAUCCACCGCUGCAGCGACUCCUUCAUCUACCUGCUGUCGCCGCUCAGGUCGGUUAGCGUCGAGCGAUGCCGACGGACGAUGCUGGUGCUGGGCCCCGUGGAGACGCACGUGACCGUGCACGGCUGCGAGGAUGUCACGGUGGUGGUGGCGUGUCGUCGCCUCGUCGCCUCCGCCUGCUCCGCCUGCACCUUUCACCUGCUCACGCCGUGCCGGCCGCUGCUGGUGUCGCCGCCCUGCGGCGACGCCGGCCUCACGCUGGCGCCGUACCACACGCACUACCCGCUGCUGGAGGAGCACAUGGCUCGGGCGGGCCUUGCCGCCGUGCCCAACCGCUGGGACCAGCCGCUGUGCCUGGGCGGGCCCGAGGCCGAUGGCACCAAUGAGAAGUGCUACCGUCUGCUGCCUCCGAGCGAGCUGCACCUGCUGACGGUGCCGUUCACGAUCGCGGGCGGCACCACGAGCGAGGUGCCCGGCGGGCUUCCCGUCGCGUACGAGCGGGCGCUGGAGGCGCGCGAAAAGAGCGUGCAGGCGUGGCAGCAGACCAUGCGAUACGCCAACCUCACCAGGGAGAAGACGGCUCAGUUCCGGAUUCUGGUGAAGGAUCUGUUCUGUGAGUGGCUGAAGGACUCGGGCCACCAGAAGCAACUCGACGGGCUCAUCCCCACGUCCGAGCAGCACGCCGCGCCGCCAUGACGGGGCGCCUUCGACAACGGCGGCGCGGUCACCAUCGCCGCCAUCAUCGUCGCCACGGAGACGCUGUCAACAUCACCACCGUCGUCACGGAGAAGCUGUCGUCACCGUCGCCACGGAGACACUUCCACCGCUACGGUGACGCGGUUACCACCACCGUCGCCACGGAGAAGUGGUCACCAUCACCCCCGUCGCCAGGUGACGCGGUCACCACCACUGCCGCUGUCGCCGAUACGACGACACGCUCGCCACCACUGCCGCUGCUGCAGAGGUGGAGUUGCCACGGCCGCAGCGAUGCAAGGCGCGACGCAGAGUCAAGCAGGCGUUCGGCAACCUGGCAACCACGUGGCAUCGCGCGUGUGACAAUCGGCCGCUUAUGGUUUGCGUAUAUUGGAGCCGGUUGAAGUGGCUUCCCGUGGCCGUGUGUCACUGCAUUGCGGCCUUCUGAAUUCUGAGCGUUAACUUUAUACCCAUGAGAAUCCGAAAGGGGCCUUAGUCUGGCUCGGCAAGCCUCUGGAAAGAACCUUGACCCAAACAAUGCUAAAGUUGCCUUAAUAUGACUCUAUGACCCUUGGGAAACGGUAGGAAUCCGAGAGGUACCAUAACACCGGGGAUCUGCGGUAUCGUUUGGCAUACUUUUUAACGAGAGCCGUUUCACGGGUUGUGUAUUCUUUUUAAUCCGGUGACUUGAGCUAUGAAACACAGGUGAAGCUGACAUUUGAACUGUGAUUUGUGUGCCGGUGUGCUGCGUGUGUCGAUAUCGGGAGUGGUGGCGCAGCGGUCGGCACCCCUGCGCGCCGAGCCCCGGUGACCCGAGUCCUGUUUCUCGCCACUUGUAUAGGUCAACGGCGAGCGGUAUUGGAACUGGUGCUGGGCCUCCCCUAGGUUGGCUCGGCCUUCAAUAAAUUAGUAGUCGGUGCAGUGUGUAAACUUCAGCACUGGGGAGACAAAGGCGGCUGGGCGUGGUGCUGGACAUACCACUCUCUUGAGCAACGCGCCGGCUUUAAUAGGUGCUCACUAACGGCACUUGCCACCACUAACCGUCUGUGUCUAUUGUGUGUGUGCGUGUUUUGUGGGGAAGCGUGUGAUUAAGCCUUUGACUGUGAGUUUUAACGAUGAUAUAAAGGUACCAGCAACACCACAACCACUCCCAACCGUAACAAAGCCAAUCACUGGUUACAGUGCAACCACGCACGUCAAUCCACUGCUGGAUGAGGCUUCCCCAUGCUGUGAGAGUUACGGGGGUCAUUUGACCAAACUUCAUCAUGUCUGUCAUGAGGAUGAGGCGGGAGGGAG
Molecule: messenger RNA, 3210 nt
Organism: Lethenteron reissneri (Far Eastern brook lamprey)
Lineage: Eukaryota; Metazoa; Chordata; Hyperoartia; Petromyzontiformes; Petromyzontidae
Gene: TBCCD1
Product: TBCC domain containing 1
Biological process (GO): maintenance of Golgi location; maintenance of centrosome location
Cellular component (GO): spindle pole centrosome
Source: RefSeq, a predicted model, not a curated record